Molecule: messenger RNA, 3210 nt
Organism: Trypanosoma theileri
Lineage: Eukaryota; Euglenozoa; Kinetoplastea; Trypanosomatida; Trypanosomatidae
Exons: 1
Coding region: 1-3210 (1069 amino acids)
Biological process (GO): cleavage in ITS2 between 5.8S rRNA and LSU-rRNA of tricistronic rRNA transcript (SSU-rRNA, 5.8S rRNA, LSU-rRNA)
Cellular component (GO): nucleus
Molecular function (GO): polynucleotide 5'-hydroxyl-kinase activity
Source: RefSeq, a predicted model, not a curated record
AUGCGGAGGACAAAGCGACUCUUAUCUACCACCGAUACCACAGAAAUCCCCGCGAGUGUGGAGGAAAACAUUACAACGGGGACUGGACUGCCGGCCAGCACAUGGACACCAUCCUUCGUGGAUCCAAUACCCUCUAUGAAUAAUAAUAAUAAUAAUAAUAAUAAUAAUAAUAAUAAUAGUGGUAGUGAUGAUAUGGCGUCUCCGCUUAAACGGUUCAAGUUACCUAAUGAGGUGUUGGCUCGUCUCGGUAAAACUAGGACAGGUACGGAAGAAAAUAAUACUGGAAAUGAGGUUAGAAAAGAGAAUAAGGUGGAUAAAGAGGUAAGUGAAGUGGCUAGUGUGAUCCGCUCACGCAAACUUGCCGCCGCUGAGCGCCGUGCAAUGCGAGAGAAUGAAGAAACAGAGAAUUCUCUAAAGCCAACAGUUUCAGUACGUCGAUUGCCCAGACAUCAAAUGGAGCAAAAAUCACAGCGACGCAAGUCCCCACAAAGAUCGGUAUUCUUCGCUAACGAAGGUGAUGGGAUUAUUAACUUUGGCACGGGAUUAUCUGCCGCAGUGGAUUCUUCUUCUUCAUCGUUAUCAUCAGAUGCGGGUUCUUGUUGUGAUGAUGAUGGGGAUGAGGAAAAGAACAACGACGAUGCGCGGGCGGCGAAACGACGGAGAGAGAUUGAUCGUCACUUUGCUGGUUACGAAAGUGAUGAACUCGACUCUGCUAGUGCAUCUCUUAUGGAAGAAGAGGAAGAAGAAGAAGAGGAAAUGAUUGAAGAAGAGGAGGAGGAAGAAGAAGAGGAAGAGGAAGAAGAAGAAGAAAAAGGUGAUGAUAAUGAUAAUGAUGCUGAUGCUAAUAGGUGUAAUGGUGCUGGAGCGGUUGGAUUUGGUCUCUUUGAACGUCGCCGUCAACAACAACAACAACAACAAGAUCAACAAGAGCAGAAAGGGAAGAAGAAUACUUCAGACAAUGUUGAGAUCGGUACUUCCUCUAUUUCUGUUAAUCCUAUGACGAGAGAUCGUCGCUAUCGUUAUGGUUCAAUGUUCUUUGAAAUGCACAUUGGUCGUGAUAGUGUGAAUCCCUGCCAUCACACACUACUCUGCCUUAGUGGACCCAUCACUAUACAAGGUCCAUGCUGCGUUGUGGGAUUUGGAAUUGGUGAGAUCGCUGUUGGUGGUUUUUUUUUGGGUAAGAAACAUGUUCUACUGUUUAGUGAGACACAACGUAUUGUUCUAACACCAGUACGGCGGCUUAGAAAUAAAUGCAUAGAUGUGAAAUCAGUUCCCAUUCGAAGAUAUUUUGAACAGGAUGAUGGACCCAUUACCAUCAUGCCUCCUCUACAGCAAGAUUUUAUUCAUAACACAACAGAUGAUGAGAUAAAGAGGAAUGACAAUACCAACAAGGGUAAUAGCAAUGGUAACAAACAUAAUAAUAACAUUGCCAAUAAUAACAAUAAUAAUAAUAAUAGUAUGGAUGAUGAUGAUCUUGAUGAAGUGGAGAUGUUUGGUAGUGUUGAUUGGGAUUGGGUGGAAUCAACGGUUGCAUCAUGGCGUGGACGACUUGCGAGUCAAAUGCCAAACAUUAUAUUAAUUGUCCAGCCGUACGAUCCAUGCGGAUUACCCCCAACACGACGACGUUAUUUUAAGGGAAAAGGAAAAGGUAAAUCGCAGAAGAAAGUAGUAGGAAUGUCAGGAGAUGCCUUUAUGGAUGUCCCACGGUUUUUAGCUCGUCAUCAUGAAACUGAAAUUGAUACGGCUCUUUUACCAAAUGUUAUUCCUGCUAUUCUUAAACAAGGCCCUGGGGCAGUGGUGGUGUUGGGUUCACAGGGUAUAGGGAAGUCCACACUGGCCCGAUUUCUCACUAAUGGUUUACUCUCCCAGCAUGGUGUUUGUUACUGGCUGGAUCUUGAUCUUGGACAGCCAGAGUUCUCACCACCAGGUGUACUCUCUCUAUACGGUGUGCGAAAGCCACUACUUCGUCCACACGAUUCUGAGAGUGUAGAUCUUGUAAAGAGUUUCUAUCUUGGCGGCUCACGUCUCCGUUGCCCUGUUGCUACUGCCAUUGCAUUAGAGCAGUUGUGUGCUCUUGUGGAAUUGGUACAACGACGAUAUCCCGUGGUGGUGAAUACACACGGUUGGGUACUCAGCACUGGACGUCGUAUGACUGUAGAAGUGAUUCGCCGUCUAGAGCCAAAACACAUCAUUCAUCUUGUGAAGGAACGUGAAGUGCGAUGGGCACGUGAAAGUGAAUCCCUCAUGGAUCCUGAAAGAGGAUUAAACUCAGAGGUAUUACACAAGCGAUUUCAUGUACGGCGUUUGGUUUCAUCAUCAUCCUCAUUAUUAUUAUCAUCAUCAUCUACGGGAGAAACAAUAGAGCGAAUUAUGGGAAGACUUCCACAUCCACGAAGAUGUACAACUGCCGGUAAACAGAAUAAUUCCUCUGCAACUGAAAAAACCAACUGGUGUGGAACUGUGCAUACUAUACAAGUAAACCGGGAUGAGGGAUUACUGCGACGUGAAAUGCAACCUAAAGCAUCUGCUAUUCGCCGUAGUUUGUGGCAGCAAUAUUUGGCUCCACUCUUUAAUUACUACGAAUCACAAAAGGAUAAAAGAUCUAAAAUGGAUCUCUUAGAUGUUGGAGACUCCACUACUUUAUUUAAAGGCUCCUUGAAACAGUUUGAGGCGAUUGUGUUUACGGAUAUCUCUGAUGCUCGUGAUAUUACUGAUGAAGUCAUGUGUGCAGCACUAGAGCAUAGUGUAGUGGCGCUUUCUUUUUCUAUUGAACCUUCCUCAACACCUGAUGCUGCUGCCGCCGUUGCUUCUGAAACGAAACGAACACCACUACAAAAACAGAAAGAAUCGAUACAUUCAACACAUAAUAAAAACCUUCAGGUGGAAAAAACGGUAGGGAAUCGUUAUUGCUUAAUGGACAUGCCGACCGGGUUUGCCAUCUCAUGUUUCGGAUUUGUUGAGAGCAGUGAGACGGCAAUGCUUACCUCUGGUGAAAUUGCAAUUCGCCUUCCGUUGCCUCGUGCUAUUGUGCGGGAUAUGUUGACAGGCAAUAUUGCUUCUACCUGUAGUGGUGUUAAUAGUGUUAAUAGUGGUAGUGGUAAUAGUAAUAGUAAUAGUGUUAAUGGCGGUGAGGGAAGAAGGGUCCGUGUCUCGCUUGCAUGUACACUGGCAGACAAUAUGGAUACGGCAGCAUUGGAGGCAUAUUUCUAA